AUGAUCUGUACUGAGUGUUCGCACUGCAAAGCUCUGCAUUUCGUCCAAGAACGCCUCUUGAGCAGUUCUGCGGCAGGGCCGAUGUUUUCCACUUGCUGCGAGAAGGGAAAGCUGUCAUUGCCCCUUCUCACCGACCCGCCAGCUCUUCUGCGCUCUCUUCUCAUCGAUGAUACUCAAAGGUCCCGCCGCUUCCGUAAGAACAUUCGAGCAUACAAUGCAGCGCUGUCUAUGGCAUCCGUGGUCGCCAAAUGGGUGAAUAGAGGGCCCGGUUCUUCCAAUUUUAACCCAACAAUGACGAUGCAGGGCGAGAUGUACCAUUACAUGGGUCCCAUGAUGCCAUCCGAGGGGCGGGUGCCUUCCUACGCUUCCGUUUACAUUCACGACACUGCCUACGCCACCCAGAUGCGUACAAGGCUUGGAAACUCUACACGACUGGAAGAGGCAUUGAUGACGCAACUAACGCACAUGCUGCACGAAUGCAACCCCUACGUGCAGACAUUUCUGUGUAUGCGAGAAUGGGCUCAAUCUCCUCACAACAACACUCCAGUCGCGUACCAGAUGGUCAACCAUGCCGACCGCAGGCCAAGUCAUGAGCACGUGCGCCGGUACAAUGAUGCAUUGAGUUACGUGCUUUUGUUCCCGAACGGUAGAGAUGGAUGGUAUCUAGAGCUUCGAUUCUCCAGUGAGGACGACGGCAGACGUACCAAGAUUACUCCGAUGAUGUUCUACGGAUGGCAUUUGUUCGAAAGGGCAGGUGAGUUCAUCAUGAUCUUACACGCAGCGCGACUCUUUCAGCAAUAUUUAGUUGACCAGUUCUGCAAAGUGGAGGCGGAAAGGCUUUCGAAUCUCCGCCAAAACCAGACAAAGCUUCGAGGGGCGGACUACAUCUCACUUCGCGACAGCCUAGGAGACUCCGGUCGUGCUGAAGAUGAAGCCGACGCUGUACGUGCAGGACGAUUGUUCAUUCUCCCUUCUACGCACAUCGGAUGUGACAGCUACAUGAGGCAGCAGAUGCACGGCAUCAUUGCUAUAUCUAACCAAAUUGGCCACCCGGACAUCUUCCUCACCAUGACAUGCAAUCCUAGCUGGCCGGAAAUCACAAGAGCCCUGCUGCCCAAUCAAACUCCUCAGGACAGACUGGAUCUGUGCGCACGUGUGUUUCUCAUCAAAUUUCAAAAACGAGGUCUUCCCCACGCUCAUGUGGUAUUCUUCCUAGAUGAGGUCUCCAAGAAUGAUCUGCGUAAUCCCGAAAACGUCGACCGCAUUAUCUCUGCCGAGAUCCCGUCUGCCCAAGAUCCAGAACUCCAAGAGGUCGUGCUUAAGCAUAUGAUUCACAAUCCGUGUGGAGAACGCAAUCUAACAGCCCGUCCCUCCCGUAUUGGCCGACGACAGCAAUCUGUCGUGGUCGACAACUCCUGGUUCGUGCCCCACAGUCCUCUACUUCUAAGAUCGUUCGCUUUCCAUUUGAAUGUGGAACUCUGCGUGUCACGCGUUGGCGGAAUCAAGUACCUCUUCAAGUAUGUGUGCAAGGGACAAGACCGAGUGACCAUGGAAAUCACUGCCAAAAACGAGUGCUACGACGAGAUCUCGAACUUCCAAGAUGCCAGAUACGUACUUUCAGUGCAUCUGCCCAACCACCAUAUGUGGUUUAAAGCCAACGAAAAUUACCCAAGCGCGAGGCAUAUUCGGUACCACAAGUUUCCAAAGUACUUUACGUGGAAGAAAAGCAGCAAGUCAUGGAGUUUCAGUGGCACGGGCGCCAACGUAGUCGGUCGAAUCUAUACUGUCAGUCCGAGGGAGAAUGAGCGCUACUUUCUUCGCCUCCUCCUCACACAAGUGCCGGGGGCAACAUCCUUCGAGAACUUGCGAAACAUCGACGGCGAGCAGUGCACCAGCUUCCGACAAGCGUGCUUACGACUUGGUUUGCUGGCCAACGAUGCCGAGUGGAAGCACGCCAUCCGAAAUUCAUUCCGGUCAAGCUUCGUUCCCCUUUCUCAUCUAUUCGCUACGAUUCUCGCACAUUGCCAACCUUCGGAUCCUUUCUCGCUGUGGAACGAUCACCUGCACAUUUUUCUCACCGAUAUUCGCAAUCGCGCACGCGGACAACCCAUUCGAAGACAGCAGCUUCGCGAUGAUCAACCACGCUACAUCUUACUUGCUUGGAGAGCGCAGCAGUGCGAAGAGCGACUACAGACAUCGUUGCUGCUGUUAAACACAAAUCAGCGCCAUGCUUUUGACGAAAUAGUAGGCUCCAUGCUUCCAGGCGUAUCCGUCUCGGCAUUGCUUCAAGGAUCCUCCAGCGCCGUUGCGGGACCUUCUAUGCCAACACAAAGUAACUUCCUUCGUUCGCGCCCCAAGCAAGUCAUCGCCGUCGCCACAUCUGCUGUUGCUGCAGUGUUGCUCAAAGGUGGACGCACCGCUCAUUCCGUGUUCAAGAUUCCCAUUCCUAUCUUCAUGUGCUAUCGAAACUGCAUUGAGACUGUCGAUCGCUCCCUUCGCGACUUGAUGCAAACCGACCGGCCCUUCGGAGGAAAGUUCCUCCUGCUCGCUGGAGACUUUAGACAAAUCCUUCCCGUCGUUCCGGGCGGGUCCAGAGGUCAAAUCGUGAGCGCGUGCGUCAAAUCUUCCCCGCUGUAUCGAGAGUGCCGAUUCCUGUGCCUUACCGAGAACAUGCGCCUCACUGCUCUCCAAGGGGACACCGCAGCAGAUGUGGAGGCUCUCAACUUCCCACAGUUCCUCCUCAGCGUCGGGGAAGGCAGACUUCAAUGCGAUCAGCGCCCGGAAUGGAUCUCACUACCACAGUCCGUAGCGUUCGAGCACACCAUCCGCAAUUUAUGCCUCAAGGUAUUCCACGGCAUUCGAGACAAUCACGCCGACCCUACAUGGCUCACAAAGCGCGUUAUACUCACCACAAAGAACAGACCGCUCGAGCAGGUCAACGAAGUCAUCGGCAACAUGAUGCCGGGACCGUAUCGAACAUAUUUAAGCGCAGACAAGGUCGAGAGCGAAGACACUAACGCGCUGAUCUAUCCCACGGAAAUGUUCAACACCUUGACGGCCGGGUCUGAUCUACCAGACCACAAGCUCAAGCUCAAGAAAGGUUUCAUCGUCAUGCUUCUGCGCAAUCUCGAUCCCACUUCCGGUCACGUCAACGGCGCUCGAUAUGUCAUCGAGAAAAUGACCAACAACCUAUUCUUUCUACGCGUUACCUCGGGGUCACAUGAAGGCAACAGACUCUGCAUUCCACGAAUGCCCUGCGGAGCAGGUGACGACAACUUUCCCAUUCCUGGCUUUACUCGAACGCAGUUCCCCAUUCGCACGUGCUUCGCCCUUACAACGAACAAAGCCCAAGGCCAGUCCUUCGGAGGCCGCAUUGGUCUCGACCUACGAGAUCAUUGA
Chondrus crispus (carragheen) is the source of this 3399-nucleotide messenger RNA. RefSeq names its product ATP dependant DNA helicase PIF1. Bases 1 to 3399 code for a protein of 1132 amino acids. Gene Ontology annotation, molecular function: DNA helicase activity. The record is from RefSeq and is a predicted model, not a curated record. NCBI's taxonomy places the organism in Eukaryota, Rhodophyta, Florideophyceae, Gigartinales, Gigartinaceae. Gene Ontology annotation, biological process: telomere maintenance; DNA repair. The transcript is spliced from 10 exons.